Molecule: messenger RNA, 798 nt
Organism: Trichoderma reesei QM6a
Lineage: Eukaryota; Fungi; Ascomycota; Sordariomycetes; Hypocreales; Hypocreaceae
Source: the annotation of a RefSeq genome assembly
GUAUUAUCCGAAGCAAGAUGACUUUCGUGUUGAUGUUCAGCACAUCAACUCUACCUCGAAGAAAUCGCUGCAAUACUGGGCUGCAGUGCUCGGACUCUGUACAGAAUCGAAUCUAAUUUACCCCGCGGACGCAAACGAAGGUCGAGAUGUUUUCGCCGUCGGCAGUAUCAUUGUCAAAUCCAGCCAUCGACAUACAAGUAUCAAGAUUGACUACGCAUAUGCGGAUGCCAAUGCAGUCCAAGCAAUCAAUAUCGCCAAGAGAGUCCUGAGGGGAAUUAGGGUUCCGACCAUAUACUUCUCCGGCAAAAUUGACGGCCGCUCUGUGUUAGUCCAGGAACGACUUCCCGGCGUCAGUCUGGAAGUUGCCUGGCCAUAUCUGUCCGAAAAACAGAGAGCGUCUUUUAAGAUGCAAGCCAGAAUGAUUCUCGGGCGGAUGCAUACUGUCAAGCCCCCUCGCAUCCACCAGACACGAGAACAUAUCGUUCCAGACCCAGAUAUACUCACUAAUGGCCGCUUGAAUCCCCAGGAGGCACAGAUACUUUUCUCAGCCAAUCUUGAUCAGGAUCUGAGCUUCAUGCACAAUGAUUUCACGCCAUCGAACUGCAUCGUCAAUGACGACAAGAUUGUGGGACUCAUUGACUGGGAAAUGGCUGGAUACUUUGGCUGGAAGACAGCAACAGAGGUUCAUCGACAGAUCAGGUGCCCUCAGAGAGAACACUUUGCCAAGGCCAACGUGAGCGAGGAGAAGUUUCGGGAUAUCAUGUGGUGGAUUGACCUCUAUGAUGAUGAGUUGCCUUG